Aspergillus pseudotamarii is the source of this 1500-nucleotide messenger RNA. RefSeq lists its product as uncharacterized. The transcript is spliced from 2 exons. Bases 1 to 1500 code for a protein of 499 amino acids. Gene Ontology annotation, biological process: lipid metabolic process. The record is from RefSeq and is a predicted model, not a curated record. NCBI's taxonomy places the organism in Eukaryota, Fungi, Ascomycota, Eurotiomycetes, Eurotiales, Aspergillaceae. Gene Ontology annotation, molecular function: phosphoric diester hydrolase activity.
AUGUCGUCCCCUUUCCGCUCCCCACUUGCCUCCUCGAACUCCACCCGCAUUGGUACUCCUCACGCAAACAACGGCCCUUUUGACAGUUAUCGCGCUAGUGAAGAUUCAGAGCCUAAGGCAGACUUAAGAGAAUUAAAAUUGUCUGUGAAAGAGUCUGUCGGCGAUGAAGGGAAUGGCCAGGGCUUUUUGACUGGUCCCACCCCGUUGGAGACUUUACCUGCAUGGAGACGUGGACUGGCCGCGACCUCUCCUUUCACUGCGUCCGAAGACAAAGAAUCUGAUGAUGUACUGCCAUUGCUCGCCAACUCGAGUCGUACUCUAAGCUAUUCUCGGAGACGGUGUAGGGGACCUAAGCUAGCCCGCUGCGUAUUAUUCCCUCUCCUAGGAUUCUUCAUCAUGCUAGGUAUCAUUCAAUUCAUUAUUAUUGCCUGUGGCAUUGCCAUGACGUUCUUCUCGGAUGACCUCGACCGUUUGUCGAUUCUUCGUUGGCAACACGAGGAAAGAUUGGUCGCGAACGUCUCUCAUUGGCCCACGGACUUUACCAGAGAUAUCAUCCCAGUUGGAUGCCAUUCACACAAUGACUAUUGGCGGCCAGUUCCCCUGUUUUCUGCUAUACAGGCGGGGUGUAUUGGCGUGGAAGCCGACGUAUGGCUUUUUGACGACGAACUAUACGUGGGUCAUACCACUUCGUCGCUGACACGGCAGCGCACGCUGAGGAACUUGUACAUUGAUCCCCUAAUAAGGAUACUCGGGAAACAAAACCCAACUUCCAAACUCCACCCUACUGCAGAUCAGUCAUUGCAGGGAGUUUUCGACACUGACCCAUCCCAGAGCCUUAUCCUACUCAUUGAUUUCAAGACUGACGGAGAUGCGACAUGGAAUACAGUCGUCGAGCAGUUGUCACCCCUCCGCGGGCGUGGCUAUCUUACCCACUUUAACGGUACUGACGUGGUCAAUGGCCCUAUCACAGUUGUGGGAACGGGCAAUACCCCCUUCAACCUGGUGGCGGCGAACAGUACUUAUCGAGACAUCUUCUUCGAUGCUCCUUUAGAGAAAUUGGCUGAGGACUAUGACAUGGAUAAUGCUGAGAGUCAAGGUUUCGAAGAUCACAUUCCAGAGGAUGAAGGAGUGAUGACGGACCGGUCUAACGAGAAUGUCGGCCAGGGCCUCUCGGGCUUCUCCGGCGACGAGAUCGGCCCUGGCACGUUCAACUGGACCAACAGUUACUAUGCAUCUGUUUCUUUUAGGAAGUCGAUCGGCUUUCCUUGGUUGUUCCACCUCAGUGAUCGACAAACCGACAAGAUUAAAGCGCAGAUCCGGGGCGCCCACCAGCGCGGACUCAAAGUUCGGUAUUGGGAGUUACCUAGCUGGCCUCGGAGUUUGAGGAAUCAUAUCUGGACUGUUCUGGUUCGCGAAGGGGUUGAUAUCCUCAACGUUGACGAUCUGCAGAGUGCCACCAAACAGGACUGGAGACCCAAAUUCUCUGAUUGGUGGCACUAG